AUGUGCAAAUACCACUACAUUUCCCCCAAGCAAUACGGCUGUGGCCACCAAUCCACCAACAAACCCGGCUCCGGCUCCUAUCUCGUUCGCUGCCCGGCCGCAUCUCCGCCCAAAGUCUGCAAAGCCGCCGACUUCGACCGCGAGCUUAUCUAUGGCUACUGCCCAGACUGCGAGGCACGACAUGCGGCGAAGAGGCGAGAGAAGGAAGAGAGCGCUGCUCUUGCGGCACUUCCUACUGCCCCGGCUUCUGAUAUGGAGCAACUUGCUCCUCCACACAUUCUUUCCCCGCAACCUUCCUCGCCUGUUCUGCCACUUUCCCACCCUGAACCUCCCUCCCCGCGAUCUUGUUCGCCCAACUAUGAUGUGUCUCCGCAUGUCGCAUCGCCGCCCUUUGCUUCUUCUUCUUCUUCUUCUUCUUCUUCUUCUUCUUCUUCUUCUUCUUCUUCUUCUUCUUCUUCUUCUUCGUUUUCUCCCUUUACUACGGCGUGUGCUGAUGUACGACAGCAUACCGAGCCAGCACGUCUGCGCCCUUCCCGGUCCGCUUCAAUCAUAAAUGUCUUUCUGGGCACCAUGGCUGCGCACCUUUCCACUGCCGAGUAUAGGUGUAAUCGAUGCUCGCUUCCGGAGGAGAUGCUCGUGAGGGUACACUCCCGAGACAGCGACACACGGUCUGAGGUGGGGUUUGGGCCAUGA
Messenger RNA from Pseudovirgaria hyperparasitica, 693 nucleotides. RefSeq lists its product as uncharacterized. The transcript is spliced from 2 exons. Lineage: Eukaryota; Fungi; Ascomycota; Dothideomycetes; Acrospermales; Acrospermaceae. Bases 1 to 693 code for a protein of 230 amino acids. The record is from RefSeq and is a predicted model, not a curated record.